Messenger RNA from Caenorhabditis remanei, 438 nucleotides. RefSeq lists its product as uncharacterized. The coding region runs from base 1 to 438 and encodes 145 amino acids. The record is from RefSeq and is a predicted model, not a curated record. The transcript has a single exon. Lineage: Eukaryota; Metazoa; Nematoda; Chromadorea; Rhabditida; Rhabditidae.
AUGCUCCAGUGGGCAGAUAGGGCUCGAAAAAGUGUUGAGAAUUCAAAUAAAGGAACCAUUCUCCAGAAAAGAGAGCGUCUGAUGUCACAUUUGGAACCUUACAUCAAGGAACUGAAAUCGACAUAUUUCUACAUUAUUCCCAAUAAUAAGGAAAUUGAGUUACUUCCGGUUUCACCAUUCAUCCAAAGAACAUUUGUGGAAAAUCGAAAGGACUUCUUAUAUAAGUGCAUGUACAAGCAUUGGCAGUGGUCCACUCUCAGAACAGUCAUUCAUGCCACCUCUGAAAUGGUCAACCAUUAUUGCGAGAAGCUGGACCAAGGAAAGGCAAAGGCACUGAAAUGGAAUGAUGCCGUCCCAACGACCCGGCGGAUGAGAGGACAGAAAGCAGAGGAGAACAAUGACCUGACUCAAGACUACAAUAACCAAUCUCUACAAUGA